ACUCAAAGAUCGAUCCUUUAAUUCAUUUCGUCAGACUGAAAGAGGGCUCGUUCAUCUUCGAAUUUCCGGAAGGCUGUUUUUGAACCAGUGAAAAGCCUGCACAGUAUCGACCCAACAGUUCAGGGUAUAAAUUGCGCAGCAUUUACUGGACUUUCAUUGAGACCGAGGGUUUGGAGCGCAGACUGUCAAACUACACCUUAGUGAAGAUCAUCCUUGUCCAUCUUCUCAGAACUGCCGCUGUUUAUCGGCAGCUAUUCUGAGCCAGUCGGGGAAGGAUCGAGGGAUCUCGGUGAUUUCCGGGAUCGGACGGAAAAGCACGAGUUGGACCGGGACUGGCUGGUGGACACACGCUGAGGCAAGAGAGGAGAGCACAGAGACAGCUCCCACCGCCGUCCCUUGAACUCGCUCUGCUUGUCCUUCGCGGCUGCAGCUCCACACAGCCGGAGCCGUAGUGACUACCACCCUCCCCGCUUCCGAGAUGAAAAGUCACCGCCUGCUUGCACUGACUGCGGUCCUCCUGAUUUUGGCAGAAGUAUUUUGCGAAGAGAUCUCUCCAAGUGAAGACACAUCGCUUUGGCUCGCCAGCAAUCAAAGUCAGGAAAGGCAACUGAACGAGAACUCUGUUCGGGAUCUCCUGCGCCGAAUGGUCAGGAAACCGCGACCUGGGAAGUUCUACGCCUUAAUGGGAAGGCGAUCACUAGGAAGCAAGCCAGUGAGUCAAAAACGACUUAAGUUAGAGAGGUUUGUUGGACUUAUGGGAAAACGCUCAUCAGCUGUUGGCUCCCCUUCUGAGUACAAAGUUGUACAAGAUUUUGUCCAAGGGCAUUAAUAAAUCAUGAAGAGUGAAAUAAAUUGGUCAGCAAUUAUUUUAAUUUGCUAGCAGGUGUCAAUAAUAUUGUAUCCUUCACUAGUGAGAAUUGAUUAUUAAAGGAAAUAGUUGUUAUGUCUUCCACCAACUAUAGUUAUUUUACUGCCAUAUUUAGUAAUAUAUAGCCUAACAUUGUAAUUGUCCAGAUAAAAGUGUAAUAAGAAAAUUUUGAUAACACUCAGCUGUAUCAAUGUUAACUGGGGAAAUGAAUAGCCCCUUAAUUAAUGUACUAUAAUUUUGUACUGUCUGUGAUAAAAUAAUCAUUAUUCAUAAAAUGAUGCUUGUCCAUAAGAUGCUAACAUAAUAAUUUCAUUUUUAACAUUAAAUGAUUGGUAUAAAACAAAGCUAUUUUUGCUUCAAUACAUAUUAUUAAAAUUUGUAUUUAAUGUGACUUUAUUUCAAAAAUAAUAAAUGUAUUUAAUGCAACAAGACAUUGGUAUAGUUGUAGCAUAUAUCUGAGUACGUUUGCCAGAAUUGUGUAACUAAAUAAAAAGUAAAGGCAUUUCUCUUCAUUCCCAUAACUGAGUCUGGCAUUAAUGCAGUGUCAGUCACAUCCUCUGGCUGUCCGGAGGGAACCAAAUAAAUGAUGUAUAAGGUGGUAUUAACCAAUAAAGUGGUAGUAAUGUC
Hypanus sabinus (Atlantic stingray) is the source of this 1495-nucleotide messenger RNA. RefSeq names its product protachykinin-like. The record is from RefSeq and is a predicted model, not a curated record. Gene Ontology annotation, biological process: tachykinin receptor signaling pathway. The coding region runs from base 479 to 829 and encodes 116 amino acids. Lineage: Eukaryota; Metazoa; Chordata; Chondrichthyes; Myliobatiformes; Dasyatidae. The transcript is spliced from 5 exons.